Molecule: messenger RNA, 1883 nt
Organism: Diospyros lotus (date-plum)
Lineage: Eukaryota; Viridiplantae; Streptophyta; Magnoliopsida; Ericales; Ebenaceae
Product: protein TIC 55, chloroplastic
Exons: 3
Coding region: 127-1767 (546 amino acids)
Biological process (GO): protein targeting to chloroplast
Cellular component (GO): chloroplast
Molecular function (GO): chlorophyllide a oxygenase activity; 2 iron, 2 sulfur cluster binding
Source: RefSeq, a predicted model, not a curated record
UUAUGCGGCCAGCAUGGAUGCACCGAGGCUGCAAGCAAUUCCCCUCCCUCUUCCUCUCUCUCUCUCUCAAUGGCCGCUUGAUGCCUUCAUCAAACUCUACCCUUCUCAUCAGUCCUCCUCAUCACCAUGGCUCUGUUGCAGACAUUUUUCUCAGACGCUUGCUUCUCCAAGAACCACCAUUUAUGCCCCAAAAGAACACCGCCCUUGUUGUCAACAGCAUCACUUAAACCCCUCUCACAGCCACCCAAUUCUUGCCAUCUUCCAAGGCUAAAAAAGGGAAACCGGAGGAGGAAGUACCAAGCGGUGGCGGAGAUUGGUGGCGGAUUGGCGGUUGAAGAUGAAGGGGCUUCUAAGGAGGAUCAGAGUGAAGAGGGUGAGAAGGGCGUGGCAGAGUAUGAUUGGACAGAGGAAUGGUACCCUCUUUAUCUCACCAAGGAUGUUCCAGAAGAUGCCCCUUUAGGCCUCACUGUCUUCGACAAACACCUUGUUCUGUAUCGCGAUGGCAAUAGCGUGCUUCGGUGUCACGAGGAUCGGUGCCCCCACAGGUUAGCAAAACUAUCAGAAGGUCAGCUGGUUGAUGGAAGGCUGGAAUGCCUGUAUCAUGGUUGGCAAUUUGAAGGAGAGGGUAAAUGUGUAACAAUACCUCAGCUUCCGGCCAAUGCAAAGAUACCCGAAUCGGCUUGUCUUAGAACACAUGAGGUGAAGGAUUCCCAAGGAGUCGUGUGGGUAUGGAUGUCUCAGAAGACACCACCAGAUCCUAGUAAAUUGCCUUGGUUUGAAAACUUUGCCAGGCCGGGCUUCGUGGACAUUUCAACCACACAUGAACUUCCUUAUGACCACUCCAUACUUCUUGAGAACCUCAUGGAUCCAGCCCACAUCCCCAUCUCCCAUGACAGAACAGACUGGACGGCGAAGAGGGAAGAUGCCCAACCAUUAUUAUUCGAAGUAACUGAAAGGUCAGAUCGAGGCUUUGCAGGGCGGUGGGGCAGAGAAAGGGAUCGGUCAAUGCCAAAUUUCUUACGGUUUGAGGCACCAUGUGUUCUACAGAACAACCGAGAACUGGUUGACAAGAAGGGGGAGAAACACUACUUCACCGGUCUCUUUCUCUGUAGACCUUCGGGGCAAGGCAAAUCCAUGCUUAUUGUGAGGUUUGGAGGCACAAAAAGAUCCCCCCUUUUGAAGGUGCUCCCACAAUGGUACUUCCAUCAGAAUGCAUGCAAGGUUUUUGAGCAAGACAUGGGUUUUCUCUCAUCCCAAAAUGAAGUUCUAAUGAGAGAAAAAGUGCCCACAAAAGAACUGUACCUUAACUUGAGAUCCUCAGACACAUGGGUGGCAGAAUACAGGAAGUGGAUGGACAAAGUUGGGCAUGGGAUGCCUUACUAUUUUGGCCACAGCACCAUCUCCCUGCCUAAAGAGCCGGCUGUGGUGGAGCAUGCCCCGGCUGGACUCGUUGCUAAUGCUUCAGCGUCUUCCCCGGCCAAGGGAGGGAUCGGAGCAAUGCACGCGCCAAAUCUUGCCAACAGAUACUUCAGGCAUGUAAUACACUGCAGUGGGUGCAGAAGCGUGAUCAAGGCUUUUCAGGCAUGGAAAAAUGCUCUCUCUGUUGUGUCGCUGGCGCUGGCUGCACUCGCAAUUCUUGUGUCUGGAAGGCAGUGGAAGACGCUCUUUUUGGUGUCAACAACCCUGUGCUUGGCUGGGAUCUAUGCUUGCUCAACUGCUAUUGCAAUGAAUACAUCAAACUUUAUAAGGACACAUAGAAGACUGUAAGCCAAGAAUGGGACAGUUGAGGCAUUCAUAAUAUCGUGUAGAAAUUAUAUAUGAAGUGAGACUGUUAAUUCAGUUGUUACACAAUGAUAUAUUUGUAUGGAAUUUUUAUUUAUAUA